AUGAAACAUAAACCAGACAUUAAUGCCCAGACAUAUGUUGGAGGUAAUGCUUUAUAUUUCAGUGCACAUUUUGAACACAUUGAGAUAACACAGUUACUCUUAGAGAAGAAUGCUGACUCUAAUAUCUGUAUCUAUAGUAAACAGUAUAUAGCAGAAAUGAUGAAAAAUCAUCCAACUGGAACUUUAGAAAAAUUAGAACAAAACUUAUUCGAUACCCUUGUAAAUAGUACAUCAUCACGUGUAACAGAAUACGUCAGUAAGAAGUCAGUGAAUUAUGCAUUUGAUGUAGUAGCAGGUUCCUCUCCAUUACACAUAGCCUGUUUUAUCGGUAGGACAGAUAUAGUCCGUUCCCUUAUAGACUAUAAAUCUAACAUAAAUAUGAAAAAAGAAGAUGGAACAACACCAUUAUUUUAUGCAUGUGAAGUAGGACAUAAGGAUAUUGUACUUUUAUUGUUAGAUAAAGGAGCAGACACACAAAUUUGUAGAAUAGAUGAUAAAACCCCUUUAGAGAUUGCAACAGAAAAUAAACAUACAUCUAUAGUUGUGCUUGUAACAGAACACAUGCAUAAGACAACACCACGUCUUUAA
Messenger RNA from Mytilus trossulus (common blue mussel), 588 nucleotides. RefSeq names its product myotrophin-like. The coding region runs from base 1 to 588 and encodes 195 amino acids. The transcript has a single exon. The record is from RefSeq and is a predicted model, not a curated record. Lineage: Eukaryota; Metazoa; Mollusca; Bivalvia; Mytilida; Mytilidae. Gene Ontology annotation, molecular function: protein binding.